UAGCUGAGAAUCCCCUGACCGAGAAUGGUGGAACCAAUCAGAAGUUUUGGCGUCGUAAAUACGUGAGGAGUCGAGGUGUCACAAACGUCAGACGCUGCUGUUGCUGGCGUCUCGUAAAAUCAUAGAAUCAAUCGGCAACGCGCGCGACAAGUCGUCCAGUCGGGAAGAUGUAAUAUAUUGCUCGCCCUUUCUCGCACGUAUCUUUUUGCCGGCGAGAUACCGCGGAACAUCGUCCGCGUAAUUCUUCCGUUCCAAAAACACAUAUUCCUAUCCUUAGACAUGAACGGACAGAUGCAUUCGUCGCGGGAGAGGUUAGGUGGUUUUGGUCCCGGCCAUUUCGGAUUAUUUUCCGGGAUGAUCCCAGAUCGUGUACCGACUAUACAAAUUCCUAUCUCGGAUCGUGGUUUCGGAUCAUCCGAGAUGCCAUUGGACGACGCUAUGGCCGCUACAGAGGUCGACAGCAAAGUCAAGACUAAAUUGCUCUCCAUGUGGAACAAUGUUAAAUAUGGCUGGACUGUGAAGAUAAAGACAAACUUCUCUAAGGAAUCUCCAGUAUGGUUGCUGGGUCAAUGUUAUCUGAAAAAAUCGGAGGAUCCCUUGGAGAGGGCGUCAGAAGCUCUAGAACCGGUUGGAACAGGGAGUCAGGUUUCCUUAGCAAUGGACGCCACCAACUUCGAGAAUACGAUAGAGGAAUUUAAGAGAGACUUUGUAUCGCGCAUCUGGUUAACAUAUAGACGAGAAUUUCAGAUACUGAACGGCUCCACCUUUACCACAGACUGCGGCUGGGGCUGCAUGCUGCGCAGCGGACAAAUGAUGCUAGCGCAAGCGUUGGUCUGUCAUUUUCUCGGACGGGAAUGGAGAUGGCGACCGGAACAACCAAUCGACACUCUUCAAGAGAUGGUGGACGACCGUAAUCAUCGAAUGAUUAUUAAAUGGUUCGGCGAUCAAUCAGAAUCUCCAUUCUCCAUACACAGGCUCGUAUUGCUGGGUGCUGCCGCGGGAAAACGUGCAGGCGAUUGGUACGGUCCCUCCUCAGUUGCUCACCUUUUGAGUCAGGCUGUGGAGUGCGCAAGCAAGCAACCCAAUAGCAAACUCGACCAGUUGGCAGUAUACGUUGCGCAGGAUUGCGCAGUAUAUUUGCAAGACGUAGAAAGUGUUUGUCGCACUCUUGAUGGUAAAUGGAAAGCUCUGGUGCUAUUGGUGCCUCUGCGACUCGGCGCCGACAAGCUGAACACCCUUUAUGCGCCCUGUCUGACAUCGUUAUUAACGUUGGAUACGUGCAUCGGCGUGAUCGGCGGUCGACCGCGACACUCGCUCUAUUUCAUUGGCUAUCAGGACGAUAAAUUGAUUCAUCUAGAUCCGCAUUAUUGUCAGGAGACUGUAGAUGUGUGGAAAAAUGAUUUUCCAUUGACAAGCUUCCACUGCACAUCGCCAAGGAAGAUGUUGCUCUCGAAGAUGGACCCUAGUUGUUGCGUAGGCUUUUACUUUCCCAAUAGGGAAUCGCUCACCGACUUUAUGGAGACGAUUCGACGAUUUGUGAUACCAAAUCAGAAGACGAACUAUCCAAUGUUCCUGUUUUGCGAAGGAAGCGGCAAGGAUCUCCAGCAUGGUAUCGAGGUCGUCGAAGGUCUUUUGCCGUCAACGAAUCCGUUCGUCGGUCACGAUACACCGGAGGAUGAUCUGUAUGAGUCUGAAGAGUUCGAGUUACUGCAAUAAGAUAAAAAAAGGAGAGAAAAAGAACAAACAGGUGAUAUUUAAAUGAAUAUCGAGGAUACUUUCGCGAAAAUAUCUUUACUCAUAAAUGUCCAAUUUUUUUUUUUGCGACAGUAUUCUUUAUAUGUCCGCUCCUUUAUAGCAAAUGUAAGAAAACGAAGUGUGAAUCGAAUAUUAUAUCGGAAAGAUAAAAUCGGAGCGCAUGCGGAGAGCAGCGCAUCUCCAUGAUCUCAAUGCGUGUUUGAGGAUAAGAUUCGGGUUUCACGCAAUGACCAGUUAUUGUUACUUACAAGGUAAGAAGUAAAGAAAGAGCAAGAUAUUAUUCCCGACGAUGUUCUAGUACAACUUAAUCGAUUAAAUUGACCGUAUAUUUUUUCGAUCAUCUAAUAUGUAUAUAUAUUAUAUGCAAUGAGAAUGCACAAUUUUUCUCAUCUGAUUAUACACGAUCUCGAAAUUCGUUGAUCAUUUUAUUAUUUAUUAAGAAUAAUUAACUUGAUAUAACUUAAUAUCAUAAUAUUUCAGUAAUAAUCAUAUUUAUUUAUUUUGCAAGUGUAUACAAAGCGAAACGUUCGUAGAUCAUAAAUAUUGAAAAAAUUUGCGAAAACGCGCAUUCCACAAUUUAAAUCGAGAGAAACACAUGUUUGUAACAAAUUUUUGCUAAAUUCUCUCUAAAAUAUAUGAAACGAAAAUCCGCGCGGAUAUAAGAGAAUGCCAGUUCUCACAAGUCUGAUUUACUUAAAGGAAAAUAUAAUAAACCAUUUAUUUAUUUAUUUAUUUAUUUUUUUACGACUGAAGUCCUGAGUAAUUUCUGCUUUAAGAAAGGAAUAACGGGAUUCGUUAGGAACGUGAGCAUGGCAUAUACAGGGUGAAGCAGCUAAUAGUGCACGUCUAAAUAUCCGUUUAAGAAAGAUCUGACAUCUGUAUCUAUUUAUACAUAUAUCUAUAAAUAAAAGAAUCGAUAUUUAAAAAUAUAUAUGUAUCUAAUGAUAUCUCGAUGAAAUUUUCGAAAUUUCAAAUAUUUCUUCUUGAACGAAUUUUUUCCCUGUUAUAUAGUCCUAUCUUUAAAUUGUCCUUUAUCUUUAAAAAUAUUUCCGCGUAUUUUCGACAAUACGAUAUGAAUGUUUAAAAUAGAAGAGAGUAGAAUAUAAUAGGAUGUAGAAAAUUAAUUGAUUUUUCGCAUAUCGAGAUUAUUCAAAGGUUAAGAAGAAAAAUAAACAAGCAAAUAAUACUCAAGUGUGAUGACAAAUAAAAAAAUCUAUGAUUCUAAACAUAUAUAAUAAAUCUCUAUAUAAAAAUAGAAAAGUAAGAAUAAAAAAGAAGAUUAGUUAAAAAAAUUAUUUAGAUGUACUCUAUUGGAGAGAUAUGCCUCACCCUGUAUACGCAUAUACAUAUAUAUAUUUGCAUAUGUAUAUGCGUAUAUUGUACUUAUAUUGUUAAAACUGUAUACAUAAUAUUGAACGUUGUUAUAUAUCUCUCUUACAUUGAUAACGUUAUAUAUACGUUGGAAAUAAAGAAGAGAAAUGUGUGGUGAUUA
Molecule: messenger RNA, 3247 nt
Organism: Cataglyphis hispanica
Lineage: Eukaryota; Metazoa; Arthropoda; Insecta; Hymenoptera; Formicidae
Gene: Atg4b
Product: cysteine protease ATG4D
Exons: 7
Coding region: 280-1716 (478 amino acids)
Molecular function (GO): protein-phosphatidylethanolamide deconjugating activity
Source: RefSeq, a predicted model, not a curated record